CGCAAAAACAACAAUACGCAACUGUUUUCCCUUCCUCUUAUAUUGAUAGAAAAUUUUUAUUUUCUCAACAUUUAUGGCGAGGCCUGCCGCCAAAACUUCAUUUCAUGGCUUUAUUUUAUCUAGAGGGUAAGAUAUAACUGCGGAACUCUCUGAUUUUAAUAAUAAAUAACGUAAAUAAAUAUCUAUGGAUAACUACGUCUGGUUGGUAUCUAUAGUACAUAACGUUAUAUAGAGAUGGCGCCACUUGGAGUAUAAUUGUAGCGGAUCUAAUCUAAUCACUACGGUUUUACAGAGAAACACCACGCGACUACCGAUCAAUGAAACGUUUUUAUUUCGCUAGCACGUUUACAGGAGCCCACACAUGGGGCGAUGCUUUUGUACAAACAGAUUCUCUCAGACGCCACGCUUCUUGGAGGGAAGUCCCCGUUGUCGUGUAGAAGAUGGCUGCCGCCCGAAUGACCUCCGCCUAGGCAAAUAGGAGGUAUACCACCUCUUUACCCAUGGUAUGGAGUGGGGAGUGAGAGCCAGAGAGAGGAAGCAAGAGUCUAUUACAAAUUAUAUAGAAUGACUAACACGUGGUAGAAUAUCGUUCAAUGCAAUUGUUUUCAUAUAUGUCUUUAUUUGUUGUUGGAAAUAUAUCUUACGUAUAAUUUUUCAUAAAAAUUAAUGUAAUAAAUCUAGAGGUGGCUUCAGAAUUUUUCAAACAUGACUCGAUUCGCUAGAGCUAAAGGAUCUAAAGCUUCCAAUGAAAGAUUACCUAAUGACCCUACACCAUGGCACGUAAUGAAACAACAAUUAGUAGAGAAUUUAUCCACGUCUCAAGGAUAUUCAGAAAAAACGAAAUCCACAAAAGAAUUGUUAUGUGAAAAGCAAAGUACUUCUGAUAUUACAAAUGACAAAAGUAAUUGGGCAGAAUUUGAAAACAGUUAUGAAAGGAAAAAUAAUUCGGAAGUCAAAAAAGCCAUGAAACGCAAGACACAGUCAAGUAUAGUAAAAGAAAAUCAAAAUGUAUCUUCAGAUAAACACGAUGAAAGUAAUGUUAAAGUUAAAAAGAGAAAUAUUGAUGAGGUUGAUAGAUCUGUGACAGAAGUAAAAGAUAAGGAUAAAAAAAGUAAUAAUCAAUAUAACAAUAAAAGUAAUAAGCAGAACAAAGUGGAUGAGUUGAAUAAUGAGACAAACAAUGUACAUGAUUCAAAGAACAAAACUAAAGGUAUGUUAUCUAAACGUCAAAAACGCAAUAUGAAAAGAAGACAAAACGCAGGAUUUGAAACAAGAAAUGAUAACAAUUCUGAGAGUAUUAACAAUAUGAAUAAUGAUAAAAGGGAGGGUAUGGGAAAUGGUCAAACAAGAAGGUUUGAUAAAAGAUUUGGGGAUCAGUCUACAGAUUUUAGAAAUGGUCCAUAUAAAUUUGGUAUGCAAAAAUUGGAAAAUAAUAAGAAGAAGCAGAAACCUCCUAAAAUUCGAGAUGAUAAAGAACACAUAAGAAGGAAACCAGAUAUAGGCUAUACUAAAUUAGUAAUCAAUGGUGUUGAAGUUGAAAUUGUAAAGUUUGAUGGUUUUCCAGUUAAAAAGGAAGAUGCAGAUAGAUUACAUGAAUUGAAACAAAAAAUGAUUAUGAAAGGAAUUCCAGAGAGGGAGAUAAAUGUAGCCAUGAAAUUAGAAAGAAGAAAAGCCGAGAAAGCACUGGCAAGAAUUAAAAAGUGCGUUUGCUUUCAUUGCCGUAAAUCAGGACAUAAUUUGUCUGAUUGCCCUGAACUUGGAUCUGAACAAGCAGGUACCGGUAUCUGCUUUAAAUGUGGAUCAACAGAACACACACAUUUUGAAUGCAAAGUAGCUAAACCAACGGAAUUUCGAUACGCAACUUGUUUCAUUUGUCGCGAGCAAGGGCAUAUUGCUAAACAAUGUCCUGAUAAUCCUAAGGGAGUAUAUCCUCAAGGAGGUUGUUGUAAAAUUUGUGGAGAUGUUACACAUUUAAAAAAGGAUUGUCCAGAUUUAAUAAAGGAAAGGGAGGAAAAUACCGUCACAGUAACCACGAUUGCAAAUGGUGACAUAGAAUGUUUGGAAGAAAACAAGAAGAUUCUAAAUGAAAACAAUGAUAACAAAUCUAAAAAAAUAGUGAAAUUUUAAUACAAUGUAAUAUAACUAACUAUAACACGGACAUACAUGUUUCGUAUUAUGUAAUUGUAUUUAUGUAUAUAUCUCAAUGAGCUAAAGACUUGCAAUGUAAACAUAAAAUUUAUUGAAAGAUACAUGUAUUUGACAUGUAUAUACAUAUACAUAUUUUCCGUACAUAUAUUUUAAUGUUUUCUAAACUACUACGCUGAAAAAUCUGAUAUCAACCAAAACAUAAUGAAUUUUAUUACAAUUGAUAUAUUCCCUAUUUACAUCAUUAUUAGAUUUAUAAAUCAGUACUUUUUAUAUAUUAGUUGUACAAUGAAAUUGUAAAAUUAUGUACUCAUUUAAAUAAAUUUUUCUAAAUUAAAAAAAUAAAUUAUUUGUUAAAGUUUUAUGAUAUCAGAUUUUUUCUAUGUACAGAGCGCAAAUCAUGAAAAUAUAUUUAGAUAUAUGAAUAUUAUCUGUACAUAGUCGAUUCUUAU
Molecule: messenger RNA, 2597 nt
Organism: Osmia lignaria (orchard mason bee)
Lineage: Eukaryota; Metazoa; Arthropoda; Insecta; Hymenoptera; Megachilidae
Cellular component (GO): nucleolus
Molecular function (GO): zinc ion binding; nucleic acid binding
Source: RefSeq, a predicted model, not a curated record